Seminavis robusta is the source of this 1910-nucleotide messenger RNA. The record is from the annotation of a GenBank genome assembly. NCBI's taxonomy places the organism in Eukaryota, Bacillariophyta, Bacillariophyceae, Naviculales, Naviculaceae.
CCGCUUCCUCUGUAAUUGCCGUGACUCGACUCAACGCGCCAAACCCUUCCGGCAAAAUUUUCUUUCUCACUCUUUGAAAGCAAGCAAAUGUUCCUGAUGGGAGGCCUGUCUCUUUUGUUGACAGUAACGGCCACCAUGAGGAAGUAAGUGAAUUUGGCUAAUUGUGGUGUCACAAAUUUUCAACCUGACAACUUUUUCCUCUAGACUAGCUAGCCACUGUGCACAAGAAACAGACACCAUGCCUCCAGCCUCUUUUGAGUAUCGUGAUGUUGAAUUGGGUCAACAUGGUUCUCCGUCUUCCGUCCCUUCCUCCAACAACCAGGACCUGCAGAUACAGCAGCAACAGCAACAACAACGCGUGAGAUUUCAGCCUCCACCUUCCAUCAUCCAUCCGGCCGGUUCCAGUGCCGAGUGUUCUUCCAGUAUUGACACUCCUACAUCCGCGAGCGAUCGCCGCAAGGGAAAAUGGAAGUCCAUCAAGAAGGUGUUUCGAAAGAAUCGACACCACCACAAGGGCACCCCAGCGGAACAAGAAGGUAUCCUCAAACACGACGACAUUAGGACUGCAGGGACCUUUGAUACCGCAACAGUCACUGCCGCUUCCGCAUGCAGUGAGGAUCCUUACCAGCUUGUUCCGCCGUCACUCAAUGUUGGCCCACCCAAUCAAAAGUGGGGCACGGAGCGAGAAGCCAUCCAAAGGAAUCUUCCGGACUUGUGGGCCAAGGAAGCGAAUGCCGGACGAAAGACGGAUAUUCGAAAAGUACUCGUGAAACAGGCGCAAGACAGCAUUCGAAACCUUAUGGAGUUCUCUCUUUGGCAGUGCCUCUUGGCCAUAUUACUCUAUGUGGCAUUUAGCGUCGGAUGCUUCUCCUUUUGGUUGGAGGACUGGACCAUGAUUGACUCGACGUACUUUGCCAUUGUCACAUUCACCACCAUUGGAUACGGAGAUGUUGUCCCCGACACGAAAAUGUCACGAAUGUUCACCUGCUUUUGGGCGCUCAGCGGUGUGGCCUGUCUCGGUAUUGCCUUGGGAGUCUUGGGCUCCAACAUUAUCGAAGUGUCGACAAAGGAAGAGAAGAAGAUCAAGCAAAAGCAUGGCGACAAUGUCAUUUCCAUGUUUGAAGGUCAAGAACCACCCGUGCUGGGCAGCAGGAGAGAGGAUACAAGUAGCCUCGGGUCGUUUGGCGCGGAGGACUACUUACAGCAGUCUGACGAUGACGAUGAUGACUCAGUAGAGGAACAAUGUUGUUCGAUUCCACCCAAGUUCAUUCGAUUAUUCUUCCUCUACAUCUUCCUUGGACUGCUCUUGGUUGGCAUUUCAGAGACUGAAGAUUGGACUUGGUCGUCAACACUGUACUACGGGCUCAUUACAGCCAGCACGGUGGGAUACGGCGACUUGUCCCCCGCAACCGAAAUGGGUCGAGUCCUGGCCAUUGUCUACAUUCCUGUAGCAGUUUGCGUCAUGGGUUUUCUCUUGGACAUUGUGGCCAACUCCAUCAUUAGUAGUCGCCGCAGAAAGGCACAGCAGUAUCUGAAAAGCAAGGAACUGACAUUGAAAGAUCUUGAAGUGAUGGACAAUGACGGCGACGGCAGCGUUACACGGGCCGAGUUUCUCGAGUUCAUGUUGGUCAGCAUGAAUCAGGUUGACCAGGAACAAUUGGACAAUUUGAACGAGCACUUUGACAGAUUGGACAGUGACGGUUCUGGCGCCUUGGACAAGUAUGAUCUCCUCACCAAGGCGCGAAAGAAGCUUGCUUCUGAACGAUCUCUGAGGCUUCGAUAUGUGAACUAAUGUCUUCUUCCAAAGCGGUUCAAGAUCAUCGCAAGCCAUGGUUAAACACCCUCUGUAAAUACGAAUUAGCUACAAUAUUAUACAUUACACCCUGCAUUUUGCUAUAGCAGCAAACUAC